CAAAUUGCGCAUAAAAGGAGASGAGAUAAUGUUGGAAAUAGAAAGACACAAGUUGUGUCCAGAAUAAGUUAGUUUUCCGUGUUGUAAUACGUCUCAACCAUGAAAAGCUGAUACAUAUUACAUUGGAUUUCUAUCUUUAUUCACUUGGAUGGCUCGUGGGGUUUGUCUGGUUGUUUUAAUCUGUUUCGUGCAGUAUUUUCCUCGAAGCUUUGUCAAAGGACUGACCAAAGGACUUUAUACUAAUACAUGGGUGGUCUACACUGAGAAAGGCAAUGAAUAUGUCGAUAAAAUAGCUAGAGAAAGAGGAUUUAUAAACCAUGGACAACAGGGAGGACUUGAAGGGUAUUAUUUGCUUGAACAUAAGCGAGUUUCCAAGCGGACAAGACGCAGUUUAGAUCACCAUACGGAAGGGUUUUUGAGUCUACCACAUAUAAAGUAUGCAGAACAACAAAAAAUUCUUUCUCGGCAAAAACGAGGUUAUUUUUCCGAUCCUAUGUUCAAAGAUCAGUGGUAUCUACAAAAUACAGGUCAGUCACCUGGUCCUAAAGGAUUAGACAUAAAUGUUUUGCCUGUCUGGAAAAAGAACAUUUCAGGCAAGAAUGUAGUGGUAACAAUACUCGACGACGGAAUAGAGUAUACUCACCCUGAUUUAAACGAUAAUUAUGAAGCAUCCGCAAGCUGGGACUUCAAUAGUCGUGAUAGUGAUCCUAUGCCACGAUAUACUUCUGAUAAAGUCAAUAAACACGGCACAAGGUGUGCUGGUGAAGUCGCAGGCAAGAAAGAUAACGGCAAAUGUGGAGUAGGUGUGGCAUAUAAUGCUCGUAUAGGAGGAGUACGGAUGCUUGAUGGUGAUGUUACUGAUUCCGUCGAAGGUAGUUCUCUGUCACUUAAAAGUAACUUCAUUGAUAUAUACAGCAGCAGCUGGGGUCCUGAUGACGAUGGUAGAACAGUUGAUGGUCCAGGAAAUCUGGCCAAGAAAGCUUUCAGAGAUGGUAUACGCAAAGGCCGUAAAGGUCUUGGAUCUAUUUUUGUUUGGGCCACUGGUAAUGGAGGAAGGUUUAACGACUACUGUAGUUGCGAUGGUUAUAUCACAAGUAUAUUUACCAUCUCAAUUGGUGCCGUUAAUGACCGGGGAAAGUCACCAUGGUAUGCCGAGCCAUGUCCUGCUACCUUGGCUGUCACAUACAGUAGUGGUGAACCAAGGGGACCUGACCUUAAGAUUGUAACAACUGAUUUGGAAAAAGGAUGCACCAAGGAGCACACUGGGACAUCUGCAGCUGCACCAUUGGCAGCUGGAAUAUUCGCUCUGGUGCUUGAAGCUAACCCCAAACUGUCCUGGCGAGAUCUUCAACACUUGAUUGUGAACACGUCCAAGAAGACUGACCCCAACGACUCUGAAUGGCAAGUCAACGGUGCUGGCUACCAUGUUAAUAACAAAUUUGGUUUUGGUGUUCUGGACACAGCUGGUCUGGUGGACGCAGCCAUGGAUACGAACUGGAAAACCGCUGGUGACCAGCACAUUUGUAAAGAGCUUGGUAGCAUUGUUAACCACCCCAUUCCUAAAAAAAGGUCGUUGACCUUGAAAUUAAAAUCUAAUGGCUGCGCAACCAAGUCUAACUGUGUGACGUCAUUAGAACACGUGCGUGUUUACGUCACGAUUAGUCACAGACGGCGUGGUUCCCUGACAAUCACCUUGACAUCCCCAUCGGGCACUAAGUCUGACCUGCUCAAACAGAGAUCCAAAGACUUUUCAGAUAAAGGUUUCCACAACUGGCCGUUUAUGACCGUUUUCGCAUGGGGCGAGAAUCCGCAGGGGAAAUGGACCCUAGAGGUUCAAGACCACGCAGGCAUUGGAGGCACCCUAGAAAGAUGGUCCCUUAGGUUUUACGGUACGUGUAUAGAACCCAGUCCUAAUGUUACCGUGGCAGAGAAGAAGACUUGUAAGGAUGUCUGCAAGAAGGGAUGUCCCUUGGAGUUUGCUUCGUCUUGUAAGAACUGUUCACAGUACUGCCAGUGUUCCACUGGGGAAUGCGUUCGAAACUGCGACGAGGAAGACGAAAUUGACGAAGGUUCGAAGCACUGCCUUCCUCCAAACACAUUCACCGAGACGGAGAAGAGGUUCUGUAAAGCAAAGUGCAAAAAUCCUUGCCCUAAGGCUAAAUUUUGCAACUGUCGCACUGGGCAGUGUGUAAAAGCAUGCGGUCACGAGGACAAGAUUGAUGCCAAACAACAACGCUGUUUCACACCAGAUGUCCUUUAUUACAAAUCACAUGACCAGAACAAUGAAUCACGUGAGAUAUCCAAUACCUACAUGUGGCUGAUCAUUUUCAGCUUACUCGGGCUUCUUCUAGCCGGUGUUUUAAUCAUGUACAUGUUUAAGGCCAAGCACCAGUUAUGUUGGGCGAGACCCUCUAUUACCCAUACCUCACCGCAAAGGAACGUCAGUUAUGCCCCAGUGUCACUGAAUAACGAUCCUAGUGAGACUCCAGUUCAAUUACUACCACCAGAACAACAGGUUCUUGUAGAAAACACCGCAUAGUCCGGUACAUAACACCGUAAAGUCAUAGUACUAGAAUCUCCUAUUUCAUAACACUGUAAAUACUGUUAGUCUGAUAGACAAUUCUCUGGGAAUUUUGCAUUGUGUAUUUUUUACUAUUACUGACCUACAAUUGUUAAUAUUUAGAAUAUCAAAUUGUCCGAGCACAGUUUUGAGAAAAGCUUUCUUAUAUAAAUAAUUUUUGAUAAAUUUUUAAUAUUUCAAAACCAAGAAUUCAAUUCAUAGUUCAGAGCCUCACGAUAAUGGGCAACUCGCGUAUACGGACACCGGUCGACUUAUGAUACUCGUUUCCACCUCUAACAGUUUGAAAUGUCAUGUGUUUGUAAGCGAAAAGAGCUUGACCUGUCCGUUUUAUCGAGGUUUGUACUUGCUCAAAAAGCUGGAAUUCAUUUUCUCAGUGUCUGGUUACGCGAGUUGUCUUCCUUCAUCCGUCGCAUGUUCUUUUUGUAUUCAUACCUAGUUUUGACGUCGAAUCAACAUGCGUCGAAUGAACCGAAUGCAAUCGAUAAUUUAUCGGUAUUACGUCCGUCACCUCAUCGGGCGUUAUUACAUUCGACAACCGUGAAGUACGACGUUGAUUCAGGAACUCAUUCAAAUACGUAUUUUUCUAAAUCUUAAACAGUCAAUUUUGAUUGUUAAGCGAAUUAUUCAGGGAUUGUGAAUAGAAGGAAUCGGUGUAGGGUAGGGUUCUGAUGAUUCAUAAUUUGUAACUGUCGAUAUUUGCGAACAGUACAGCCAUUUUCAAUAUUAACCUUUGCAACUCAUUCAGCAAACUCUUUCAGCUUAGAUUUGUUUUCCCAUUUCAAACCACUUAAGUUUAUGUAACCAAUUAAAACAUUUCAUAGGAAUUGUCACAGGACCAGGAAUUCGCUUCUCCUUAGCACCUACAUUGUAGCCUCAUAUUUUGUUUGCCGCACUCUUUAAUUCUUCGUUUUCAAGCUGCGUCACAGCGGCCAUCUUGGAGGAACUUCAACAAAGGAUUUUUCAUUAGUAUCUACUGUUCAUUCAUCCAACAUGGCCGCUGGUCUUUUAUCUUUUGAAUGUCGUGGGAAUGAUUGAAAACAAUCAAUUGGCAGGUUGUAUUCAAACAUGAAGAAGUCUUUUUUAGAGACCAUAUUAUGAUCCAAGUCAAUUCUCGUGUUGAAUAAACUACUUUUCUUCCGGUUACUAUUAAAAAUGGCUGCGCUAUCAUUGAAUACCUUAAACCCUUUAAUGCUGGCACUGACGUGACGUGUAACGUCACGUAAUGUAACGUAGCGCUCGUUACCAAUUAGCAACCAUUAAUUUAUUAGUCUGCUAUUUUUUUAUCCAUGAACAAACUGUACGCCAUUGUGCAGUAAUUUGUUGUGUAAAUACAGACAUUUUCUAUUAUUAUCCACCAAGUAGAAUUUAAAAUAAUCUGACAUUAAUAUCAAUCUGUGAUUGACAGAAUUUGUGAAUAAGAGAACACUUAAUAAAUAACUUCAGUUUUGUA
Molecule: messenger RNA, 4031 nt
Organism: Exaiptasia diaphana
Lineage: Eukaryota; Metazoa; Cnidaria; Anthozoa; Actiniaria; Aiptasiidae
Product: neuroendocrine convertase 2
Exons: 5
Coding region: 149-2539 (796 amino acids)
Biological process (GO): protein processing
Cellular component (GO): trans-Golgi network; Golgi membrane
Molecular function (GO): serine-type endopeptidase activity
Source: RefSeq, a predicted model, not a curated record